Messenger RNA from Musa acuminata AAA Group (dessert banana), 741 nucleotides. Its product is annotated as polygalacturonase-like. Lineage: Eukaryota; Viridiplantae; Streptophyta; Magnoliopsida; Zingiberales; Musaceae. The record is from RefSeq and is a predicted model, not a curated record. The transcript is spliced from 6 exons. Gene Ontology annotation, biological process: carbohydrate metabolic process. Gene Ontology annotation, molecular function: polygalacturonase activity. Bases 1 to 741 code for a protein of 246 amino acids.
AUGGUGAGUACGCAUGCGUUUCUUCUGGUAUUUGUGAUGGCUGCUCUGGCGGUGCUCGGUCUGUUGCUGCUAAGUCUAAGUGCUGCUGUUGGAUACAAGACUUUAAGGCCGUGGGCGUUCGUACAAGCAUGGGCAGCAGCUUGUGCUGAUACCAGUUCACCGGUGAUUCUCGUCCCUUCAGGGAAGACGUUCUUGAUAGGUGAAAUAACACUGUCGGGCCCCUGCAAAUCCAGCAUUGAUUUUCGGCUACAAGGGGACAUUGUGGCACCAAAUUCGAAGUGGACGAACGAUAAGGCAAGCUUGUUGACCUUCACGUACGUGAACCGUCUGAUCGUGCACGGCUACGGGCAGAUCGAUGGCAGAGGCCAACUUUGGUGGGACCUCUUCAACAAAAAGACCUUAACCUUCCAUCACUGCAACGAUCUUUAUGUGAAAGGAAUAACGAUAAAGAACGGCCCCGAUAAGCAUAUGACCUUCUUCAAAUGCGUCGGCGUGACGAUUAGCUGGGUCAAGAUAACAGCGCCGGGCGACAGCCCCAACACAGACGGGAUGUUCUUCUCCGGAUGCCAGAACGUCGACGUCUCCGGCUCAAUUAUCGGAACAGGAGAUGAUUGCGUAGCUAUCGGCCCCGACUGCUCAAAGAUCAACAUCAACCGCGUCCGUUGCGGCCCUGGCCAUGGCUUCAGGUACUUCAUUGCUAUGCUCAUCAAGAAGAAGAGCCUCUACUAUUCUGCUAGCUAG